Molecule: messenger RNA, 414 nt
Organism: Phycomyces blakesleeanus NRRL 1555(-)
Lineage: Eukaryota; Fungi; Mucoromycota; Mucoromycetes; Mucorales; Phycomycetaceae
Exons: 3
Coding region: 1-414 (137 amino acids)
Source: RefSeq, a predicted model, not a curated record
AUGCCAAAGAUUGUCACAUCUUCUAUUGUCUCAUCUUCAGAUCAUUCUGCACAAGCUGAAGAUCAACGCCACACUCUCCACGUUUACUACUGCCUGUGUUCCGAGUUUCUUUUGGUAAUUGAUGUUGAUUUGCGACAAUUGCCAAGAAGACGGACAGACAAUGCCAUCAUUGUAUCAAAUACGCGACGUACAUACAAACUCACAGCUGAGGCAGACGACUGUGUGAUAUUAAAAAGACGUGAUGGAUUCGAGAAACAGUACAGAUAUCGUUGCCCGAGAUGUGAUUUAUUGGUGGCCUAUGAAAUGGUAGAUAGACGCAAGUCGGGCCCGUACACUUAUAUUGUAGACUGUGCGUUAACAGAAGUACAAGGAAGAGCACCACCGCAUGCUAUCCAAGACGUUCCUUCUCCUUGA